CAGUAGGGACCACGUUCGCUUGAGUCGUUGCUAGGUCCUUUCAGAUUGGAACUUCACUCCUUUAAAGUCGGCUUCUCCCAACGUCAAUUGCCUUGUUAUAACUGCAUCGCACAAGUCUAGACUUCUUGCUCCUCUUCUGUAUUUCUCGCGUCAGGUCUACAAUACAAUGCGCACCGGUGUCUUGCUCAGUGUCGCUCUUGCGACCACCGUCUUUGCCCAUGGCGGCGCUCACUCGCAGAAGCCCGUUGUUGAUGCCAAUGCGGACUGGAUGACCAAACAUAUGGCGGAGGAGCAUCAUGUUCAAGGCUGGGACGCCGACUCCUUCUUCACCCUCCACGACUACAACAGCGACGGCUGGUGGCAAGCUGCUGAGUUGAUGCGAACGUACGGUCUCUUCGACGAAUCAAACAAGGGCAUGACCGAGAAGAAGAAGGACGAGGUCCGCGAUGUUCUGCUGGGUCUUCUCGAUAAGGACGGCGACUCCUCUGUCAGUCGCCAGGAGUGGAUGGACUUUAUCAAGUCUGGAAAGACACUCCCGGACCUUAACACUGGCCCCGGCCACCACGGCGAUGACGAGUAUGAGUAUGAGAUCCACCAUUGGGAGAAGUACCACGACGACAACACCAAGCUCGAGGACCUGACACAUCCCGAAGACAUUGAGCAUUUUAAGAAACACGACGAGAUGGAGGAUGCCCAAGAACGCCUCGAAGCAAUGCAGAAGCUCUCCAUCGUCGAGGCCAACAUUCCUCAAAAGUUCCGACGACAAUAGACAAUAGAACACGAUACCGAACUGUAUUUUACUUUACCUAGAAUACCAUGACUGGGGCAGGGACUCGGGGCGUGUGUGAUAGGGGCGCAUGACAUCAUGAUGGAUGAAACUGAAAUUCUAUGUACUCGAUAUUAUUGGGAUAAUAAGCAUGAUACACGAUAUAGCUAGAUCUUGUAAACAUGAACGUCAAAGACGCAGUGCCAGACGCCUGGUGCGAAUGUCUUGACAAGCUCGAUAUGCUCGGCCUUGGCUGCCCGAUCUGUUCCUUGGCUCCAGUCGUCGAAUUUGCGCUGUAUCUCCUGGCGUCUUGUUUCUGUGUCGUUUGCGCCAACGUUUUCGUGAAGAUGCAGCCAUGUCUCACUGGCUGGAGAGGAAAUAUCCCACGUGUCUCUCCAAGUUGGUUCGCUUGUUGGUAGGAAACCACAGUUGAUGUGCCGUAUGUCUUGUGUCAUGCCAUUACCCUGUAGCGACUGUAUCCUCUGUAGAGCUUUCUCAUUGCUCUCCAGGAACACAAUAAUCUGCUCUCCUCCGUUUACGAUGUCUUCGUUUGGUAGGGCCAAGUCUUCACCUUGGACAAUUCGAACGCUCCAUCGGUUUGCUUUUGCGCCACGUCGUAGACCUUCGACACUCCAUGGAUUGAUCUCCCAGCAUAAGACUCUCAUGCCAAGUCGAGCAUAUGAGAAAACAAAGUAGCCGAUUCCAGCAUAGAGGUCAACCGCCCAUGAGCCCUGAAGUGUCUUGUUUCCCAUAUCUAACAGUCUUGCUUUCUCUUUGACAUUUCCCCGGCUAAACAUUGUCCAGCUGGGUGCCCAGGUUUGGAAUAUCCCAUUUUGCUUCGUCGAAACCCAUAAAGUGUUUUCAAAAUCUUCUUCGGAAGGUUCAUCCGCUGAGACAUAUGAGGACCCAAAAUCUCCGCAGAGAGUGCGCAGCCCACUUGGACUUCUUCUCACAUUCUCAUCCGCCUCCUCACCUGCCUUGUGUAGAGGGAUGCCUUCAUUCACGGCGAGAUGAGUCAAUGGCUCCUUUGCCUGUGUCGACAGUUGUGCUAGGAUCUGGGACCAGAGUUGUUGGCAUGAAUCUGGGCCGGCGUCUUGUAAUGUGGUUGUCCAGGGUAAGGAUGUGAAGCUUCCUGUGGGCAGCAUGACCAUUGGUUCAUAGAUGGUAAAGCGCUUGGGUGCGCUGUUUAAGAGUUGGGCAUUCCAUUCUUGAUCCGUUUCUGUUUUGGAAGCUUGGCCUGAGCCAAUCCAUUCGUUGAUGGCAUUUUGUAUUGGAUUGCUUUUGGAGCCCUUUGGUUUUGGCAUGUUGGUGGGAGGUGGAUUUUGGUGAG
Molecule: messenger RNA, 2096 nt
Organism: Fusarium odoratissimum NRRL 54006
Lineage: Eukaryota; Fungi; Ascomycota; Sordariomycetes; Hypocreales; Nectriaceae
Exons: 2
Coding region: 167-769 (200 amino acids)
Cellular component (GO): extracellular exosome; endoplasmic reticulum-Golgi intermediate compartment
Molecular function (GO): calcium ion binding
Source: RefSeq, a predicted model, not a curated record